Pneumocystis murina B123 is the source of this 667-nucleotide messenger RNA. RefSeq lists its product as hypothetical. NCBI's taxonomy places the organism in Eukaryota, Fungi, Ascomycota, Pneumocystomycetes, Pneumocystales, Pneumocystaceae. The transcript is spliced from 3 exons. The record is from RefSeq and is a predicted model, not a curated record. Gene Ontology annotation, molecular function: Hsp90 protein binding. The coding region runs from base 77 to 667 and encodes 196 amino acids.
GGAAAAAAGUUGAAGAAAAUGAUUAUAAAUUAAGGGAUUUUAGAAGGGUUUAGAAUAGUGUGAAACGUAUUUGGAUAUGUCAUUUUUUGAUACAUUUGUUCAACUUCCCAUAUCAAUUAAUGAAGGACGUGUAGUUUCAGUGGAGAAGGAACUAAUGGAAAAACUUGAGCCAUUUAAUCGUCUUAUAAAGUCAAUUACUCUAAAUCAAUAUCCGGAAGAUAUACCUCUACCACCAAACCAGGUGCAUCCUAAACGAUCCAUUCAUAUUAAUCGGUUAAAGGAAUCUGGCACUGAACAUUCUCGUAGAAAAAACUAUGAUGAAGCCCUUAAAUUCUUUACGCUUGCUGUAGAAAUGGCUUAUGGACGUCCAUAUUGGGAACCUGCUUCCUUGAGUAGAGAUGAACUAGCAGCGGCAUUUUAUGAAAGAUGUACUGUAUAUCUCGCUUCUAAACAAUGGAAAAAUGCUUUUGUUGAUGCAUCAACCGUUAUUGGGAUUCGAAAAGCUUGGAGUAAAGGUCAUCUUUGUAAAUCAAAAGCGCUUCAAGGUAUGGGAAUAUUAGAUAAAGCAAAAGAAUCACUUGAACUUGGAUUGAGUUUUGAACCGAAAAAUGAUGAAUUAUUAGCUGCUCUUAAGGAAUUGAAUAGGCAGUUAGAAAGAUAUUUUUAA